AUGUGUUAUUCAAUAGAAACAAAAUUAAUUAUUAAAUUUAAGAGAGAAUUAUUAAAGAUAUCAAUCAUAUACUAUAUUGAUAUGUAUUAAAUCUCUAUAAGAGAUGAUAGAAAGAUUAUCAAUGGAUUAGACAGAGCUUUUCGAAAAAAAGUCGUUAUGAAUUUGAUUUAUAUAAAAGAUUGUCAAGUUGAUUAAUUAAAAAUUAAAUAUAAUCUUGUUAGAUAAUAUAAAAUAUUUAUUAAGAAUAUACUUACAUAUAAUAAUUGA
Messenger RNA from Paramecium primaurelia, 267 nucleotides. The record is from the annotation of a GenBank genome assembly. Lineage: Eukaryota; Ciliophora; Oligohymenophorea; Peniculida; Parameciidae.